Pogona vitticeps (central bearded dragon) is the source of this 2378-nucleotide messenger RNA. RefSeq names its product zinc finger and BTB domain containing 7C (gene ZBTB7C). Gene Ontology annotation, biological process: regulation of transcription by RNA polymerase II. Gene Ontology annotation, molecular function: protein binding; RNA polymerase II cis-regulatory region sequence-specific DNA binding; DNA-binding transcription factor activity, RNA polymerase II-specific. Lineage: Eukaryota; Metazoa; Chordata; Lepidosauria; Squamata; Agamidae. The record is from RefSeq and is a predicted model, not a curated record.
AAGUAGGGGACAAGCUACUGCACACUAUUCCAGAUGCUCGUGGAGAAUGCUUCCCCCCCAAUGUUAUAUUAACAGAAAGCUGCACAUUUUAUGAACGUACACACUCAGGAAAAAGCGUUGGAGAGGGCUCUAAAUGAGAAUAUGGCCAAUGGCAUUGAAGAUCUUAUUGGGAUUCCAUUCCCAAACCACAGCAGCGAAGUCCUUUGUGGCUUGAACGAACAACGGCACAACGGCCUCCUCUGUGACGUCAUUCUCAUUGUCCAGGACCAAGAAUACAGGACCCACAAGUCUGUCUUGGCAGCUUGCAGCCAAUACUUUAAGAAACUCUUCACUGCCAGCACUUUAGCAGACCAGCCCUAUGUUUACGAGAUAGACUUUGUCAAGCCUGAAGCACUUUCGGCCAUCCUGGAGUUUGCCUAUACCUCAACCCUCACCAUCACCACCUCCAACGUCAAGCACAUCCUCAACGCAGCCAAGAUGCUGGAGAUCCCAUGCGUUAUCAACGUUUGCCUUGAAAUCAUGGAGCCCGGAGAGGAGGAGGAGGAGGAGAAGGAGAUGGAGGAGGAAGAGGAAGAAGAGGAAGAGGAUGAGGAGGAGGAAGAAGAAGGGGAAGAGGAAAACGAAGGCUUUGCAAGCCAGAACCUGCCAGAUGUCCAAGAUGUCAGCUGUCACCAAAGUCCUUCAAAAUCUGAUCUCGCUGAAGAAACGUACUCGGAAAUGCCAACUGGUUUUUCCAACCACUUUCCGGGAAAUAGCUCGAAUGGGUCUCUGGGGGUGAUCAGGGACUUCUCUAUUGAGUCCCUCCUAAGGGAGAACUUGUACCCUAAAGCCAGCCUUCCAGAACGGAGACCGACGCUGUCCCCAUUUAUGCCUGACCUCUUACCCCAUCUGUGGAGUGGCGAUUUCAGUGCUUUCCCCCCAAUGGAGGAGCAGGCGGUGGACAACGGGCCCUUGGACCUGGUGAUCCGAAAGCGGAAGAUCAAAGAGGAGGAGAAAGAGGAACCCCCGCCCGCCCCCUUCCCAGACAACCUCUUCAAGGACCUCUUUGCCAACAACCCAGCCCCCCAUUUGGGCCACGUCAAAGCCGAAAACGAUUAUAGCGCUUAUCUGAACUUCCUCAGUGCAGCCCACUUUGGAGGGGUUUUUCCUCGGUGGCCGGAGGAGAGGAAGAUCAAACCCAAAGCUUCUCAGCAGUGUCCCAUCUGCAACAAGAUAAUAAUGGGGGCUGGGAAGCUGCCGCGACAUAUGAGGACCCACACGGGAGAGAAGCCAUAUAUGUGCAGUAUUUGUGAAGUUCGAUUUACCAGGCAAGACAAGCUGAAGAUCCACAUGCGGAAGCACACCGGAGAAAGGCCGUACCUCUGCAUCCACUGCAAUGCCAAAUUCGUCCACAACUACGACCUAAAGAACCACAUGCGCAUCCACACGGGCAUCCGCCCGUACCAGUGCAAGUUCUGCUACAAGAGCUUCACGCGCUCCGACCACCUGCACCGCCACAUCAAGCGCCAGAGCUGCCGGAUCUCCCGGCCCCGGAGGGGCCGCAAGCCGGCCCCUUGGAGAGCAGCCAGCUUGCUCUUUGCACAGAACAGCCAGCCGGACGACAAGAGCUUCCUGGUGCCUCCGGCUCUGGAAGAGAUGAGCGGCCAUCAUCUGGGCAGUGCGGCUGCCAUGUGCCUUCCGGGCCCCAGCCCUAAGCAUUUCAUGGAAGGGGCCAAGAACGCUCUUAAUUUGCAAGAGCUGGAGAGCCAGUUUGAGGAAACCCAAAUGAAGCUCUUUGGAAGGACGCGCCUGGACAUGGAGCAGAGCAGCAGCCUCUUCGCCUUCGCCCUGGGCCACAACGAGAGCCUCUCGGCACGGCCGCUGUUCUCUCUGCCGGACCCUUGGGGUGCAGGGUUCAGCGGACUGGCCGCCCUCAACCACCUCGCCCCCAUCUAAGCCACCUUCUGUCCAAUGGAUGGUUUCGGCGUUCUUCAGCACUGCUGUGGUUCUCUCUUGCAAAGGGACAUGUCAAGAUUAAGGGACCGUUUCCCCCCCUUGUUGAAAGACUGAAUCAGAAACUGAAUUACUCCCCAUGAACCGCCCAGACUGGUUUCCAGUCCACCCAAAGACAGCUUUCCUGUAUGCCCAACCGACUUGGGGAAGACAAGCAGCGGUUUCCAAGCAGAACAUCUGGAUAUUUUUUUCUUUAAUGUACAGACAUCUUUCUGAGCUAUUGUUUUGCAGAUGAUGGUUUUCUUUAGACUUGGUCAUUUGUUUGGGAUUGGGUUGGGGUUUCUAUUUGUUUGUUUGUGGGGUUUAUUUUUUGUCUAACAUCGGAGCCCUUGUAAAAUAUCCAAAGAUUCUGAGUACUGUAGAAGAACUUGAAACAGAAGGGACCA